Messenger RNA from Camelina sativa (false flax), 1839 nucleotides. NCBI's taxonomy places the organism in Eukaryota, Viridiplantae, Streptophyta, Magnoliopsida, Brassicales, Brassicaceae. The record is from RefSeq and is a predicted model, not a curated record.
ACCGAGAGCGCACGACUAAACCUUGACGGCUUCACUGACGGACGCCACGGGUCUGGUCAUCUGGUGGUUCGUUCUUCUUCUUCCGCCGAUUUCUUCACUCGGUUGUUUCUACUUUUCUCUUCUUGUCUUUUGGAUACUUGAACAUAUUAAAACGACACCGUAAGCACCAUGUUUGAUGAAAGCAAGUUCGAUGUCGAUCUCAAGCUGUGGGCUCUUAGAAUUCCCCGUGAACUCUGUAAAAGUGCAACUCGCAUUCUCAAUGGGUACAUGCUCAACAUGCCACGAAUUAAGCCCAUCACUGAAGAUCCUACCUGUGAGAAGACUCGUUUGGUGAUAUUGUCCGAAAACGUUAAAAGUGCUGAUCUGUCGGAGAUACCGGAGGAUAAACUUAACCAGAUUAAGAAACUAAGUGAAGUUGAAGUUGUUCCUCAUUCGGUCUCUCUUGGGUAUUCCUAUUGGAGUGCAGAUCACAUAUUGAAGCAGAUUCUGCCAGAUGGAGUGGAUAUACCUUCAUCUUUUGAAACAAUAGGUCAUAUUGCCCACUUAAAUCUACAUGAUGAGCUCCUUCCAUUCAAAGAUGUUAUUGCAAAGGUUAUCUAUGAUAAAAAUUAUCCAAGAAUCAAGACAAUUGUGAAUAAAGUUGGGACUAUCAGUAAUGAGUUUCGAGUUCCUAAGUUUGAAGUGCUAGCUGGGGAAAAUGACAUGGAAACAGAAGUGAAACAAUAUGGGGCAAGAUUUAAGCUGGACUAUGGCUUGGUAUAUUGGAAUUCUAGAUUGGAGCAUGAGCACAUGCGGCUUUCAUCUUUGUUUAAACCUGGAGAAACCGUGUGUGAUAUGUUUGCUGGUAUUGGGCCUUUUGCUAUUCCAGCUGCACAGAAAGGAUGCUUCGUUUAUGCAAAUGAUUUAAAUCCAGACAGUGUUCGGUACUUGAAGAUCAAUGCAAAGUUCAAUAAGGUUGAUGAUUUGAUUUGUGUGCACAAUAUGGAUGCUCGUAAAUUUUUCUCUCAGUUGAUGACGGUGUCAACUUGUGAGGGUAAUCUGCAAUCAGUGGCUGAUGAUAAAACAAAGGAAGCAGUCGUGAGUCAAGGAGUAGGUUUCUCUUCACUGUGCUAUACCAUAGCUGACACUAAUCUUGAAGAUAAAAAUGCUGGAAUUAGUGGAGAGGAGAUACAUGAAUUCAAUGCAAGCAUAAAUGAGGCUCGUGGGGCAAUCAAGAAGCCAUCUGGUAUUAUAGAGACAGAAAAUGGGGUAGGAAAAGACUGCAAAAGUAUAGAAGGACACGCAAAUAAGAGGUUGAGACAAACAUUGCUUCCAAUUGCAAAGCCAUGGGAACAUAUCGAUCAUGUAAUCAUGAACCUUCCAGCUUCUGCCUUGCAGUUUAUAGAUUCUUUUAGUAAUGUUAUUCAAAGGAGGUAUUGGAAAGGACCUCUUCCUUUAAUUCACUGCUAUUGCUUUAUUCGUGCAACCGAAACAACAGAGUCUAUAAUUGCAGAAGCUGAAACUGCUUUGAAGUUCCAUAUAGAAGAUCCAGUCUUCCACAAGGUCAGAGAUGUAGCUCCAAACAAGGCGAUGUUUUGUCUAAGCUUUAGACUACCUGAAGCAUGCUUGAAACAAGAAGAGUAAAAAGACAUUUUUAGGGAAAAGAACAGAAUUUUGGUAUUUUUUUCGGUAUCUUAAUAUAUCAGGAAUCAGUAAUGAAUGAUGAGAUGACUCUUCUUGUGUCAAAAAGUGUUGUUAUAUGGUAGCAGUUUAAAUUCAUUUGCUACAAAUGAAUGAAUUGAAUUGUCAAAGAUUCAGGUUUGGUUUUAUACUGAGAGGUCCUUCCAUUGUUUUUACUAA